AACCCUGCUGUUUGAGAAACCCUGGAGCCACAGGAAGCCGGAGCACAGGCCUGCCCAUCUUUGCUGAGACAUGCAAGGCCAGGAAACACUUCAAAGCAGGGUGCUUGCUCAGAGGCAGCGGGGGUGGUGGAAGGGCCCUGGGUCUGCGCCCUGAGAGAGGAAGGGCCAGAUUUUCAAAUUUGCAGCUGCAUGGAGCUGCCUAGACGGUGGGGUGCUGAGCUCUGGGAAGCCUGGCCUGGGACUGUUCCCGGUGGGAAGGAGCACUCUGAAAAGCCUUUCUCUAGACCUUUUCCAGUUCCACUCUGUCCUUUUUGGAAUGAAGUUACCAGAACUGGACUCCGUAAUCAAGAGAUUCACGGUCUGCUGCUCUAUGGCUUUGUGAACCCCUAGGAGAAGAUGGCCCAGCCCAUACACUUGAACCAGAAUCUGCCAGAUUUAGGUGGCCCUUUCUUGUACAGAGAUCAGGACGAUGGGGAGAAGAGCUCCUACUCUGUGGAAACCCCCUAUGGCUUCCUGCUAGACCUCGAUUUUCUGAAAUAUGUUGAUGACAUUGAGAGUGGCCAAACUCUUAAGAAGGUUCCAUUGCACCGGAAAGCGAAAGGGCCCAAACAAUCCAGUUCCCUGCGAAGCCCCUCCAGCCACGCCAGCGUUUGGACCUCCACUGAGUCUCUGGCGUCCACGGCCAGCGAAGAUGGAAAGAACGUGCUCCUCUUAUCUCCGUGUCUCAGAAUGCAGGCUGGGGCCUCAGAAACAAGAGAGCCCCUGAGCAAACAGGCUUCCAACCCCAUGUCUCCAACUCCAGUUAUAAAUCUCCUUCCACCCCCUGCCCCCAAAGCCUUCAUGCGAAAUCCCCGGGUGGAGAAAACCUUGCAAGAGACAAGUAGGAGGCUAGAGCUAGAGCAGCUCUGUUUGCUGACUAGUGAAGAUGCCCAAAUGCCUGGGCCACCCAGCAGUCCAUCUAAACCAGGCAUCUCUGGUACCACUUGCUUUGCUGUGCCUUUGAAUGGAAAUGGAGAGAGCCAAGCCAUGUCCGGUCUGUCUCACACCGGCUCUAAGAGGAUGAGCCCUUUGAAUUCCGGAAGGAGCACCCCAGCCACCAACAUCAGCCCAGCGCAUUUGCAGCACGUGCGGGAGCAGAUGGCUGCUGCCCUGAGGCAACUCAAAGAGCUGGAGGAACAAGUCAAGACGAUCCCAGUGCUGGAAAUGAAAAUCUGCCAACUGAAGCGGGAGAAGGAAAAGCUGAUGGCAGGUUUGCAGGAGCAGCCUCUUCCCGAAUCGAGUGAUGCUUCUGUCUUCGGCUUUCCGUCCCAAACUCUUGGUGCCAGGGUCACCAGGGCAAGCCAGGAGGCUUCCAUGGCACUGGAAAAGGAGCUGGAGUCAGUGAAGGCUCGAGCAAGUAAAAUCACGGAGUUAAGGCGACUCACUGAGAAACUGUCUGCUUCAGAGAGGAACAUGCGAGCCAGCCGAUCAGUUGCCCGGGCCGUGGAGAGAGAAUGCAAGUCUGUAGGCGUGGGUGAGGAGAUGAACAUGAAUGAGGCCGUGUUCUACUACCGAUCUCAGAAGCCGUGCCAGGAGAUUGGUGUUGGCCAAGAGACUGAGACCACAGAUGCUGCAGUGUGGGUCAUGGAGUCCUUGUUGGGGCUUCCUACAGAAGCAGAGAAGGAAAUGGAGAUGUUGCAGCACACGAUUGGCCACCAAAAGGAGGUCAUUGCCAUGAUGGAAGGGCACUUGAAGGACGCGACUAAGGAGCUUGAGGAGUUACGAGUAGAGGUUUGUUCCAGAAGGCCAAGGAGUUUGAUCGAUAAGGAAAUAAUGGCUAAACCUCAGAUGGUCGACGCACAUGCAGAGGCAGCAGUACCAGUGCAAAGCCAGGGGGUGGGCAGCCACUGGGAAAUGGUUGAUAAGGGUGUGGAUUGCUUGCCACAGAUGUUAUGUUUGGGAGUCAGCUGUGAUUUGGAAGGCAAAGAAGUUGCUGUCAGCUCAGAUUCACCUGCCACAUAUGAAGAGAGAGGCUGCCAAGUGGAUCUAGAGGUAGAAAUUGUUACAUCAAUGGAAGAUACAGAUCUAGGUGCAUCUAGGAAGAAGUCUAAACAAAUCCCUCUCAGUGCCGGAGAACAUGGAAACCAGGUGGACACAGCUGAGUCUGCAGUCACUAGUGGCAGUAAGACAGUUGAGCCUCAGGGAGGGACUGGGACAGUGGAAGUGGCCCAUGGUUCAUGUUUAAUCCCCCAGGACUCCAGGCAAGGAGUGCGAGAAAUGCCUCCAGAGAAGGACAGCUGUGCUCCUCUGAUUCCUGGGGCUGGUGCCCUGAAGUCGAUCAUGAAGAAGCGAGAUGGGAUUCCGAGGCUGGAGGCUGAGGGCGGGAGGAAGAGCCUGCAGUUUGUGGGGGUGCUGAACGGGGAGUAUGAGAGCACGUCCAGUGAGGAGGACGGUGGAGACAGCUCCUCUGAGAAGAUUUCGCUCACCAGCUCUGAUAGUGAUAUGGAGGGCAAUGUAAACGCCUCAGAUGAGGAGAUUGGAGCAGGCACAGGCGAGGCUGCAAGCAGCUUGGAGAACAUUAAGCUGGGCACAGCUCACAGGGCAGAGAGCGCACCAGCCCCGGAAUCCACUGAAGUGAAGGAAAAGUUUGAGCUGAGCCCCAGGAUGAGAGACGCUUGCAUGAUUGUGAAGCACCAGCUCAGCCAUCCUACUGCUGUGAAGAGUAAAGAGGUGUUGUCCAGCAGUGGUGUGCUUCUCCAGGAGUGGUUCCGAGUGUCCAGCCAGAAGUCCUCCGACCCAGUGACAGUUGCCAGCCACCUCCUGGCCUUCGCUGAGGUCUCUCCUGGGCUGCUGGCCCACGUGGUCAACCUGGCAGAUGGGAACGGGAACACGGCUCUCCACUACAGUGUCUCACACUCCAACUUUCAGAUCGUGCGGCUGCUCCUGGACACCGGGGUGUGCAACGUGGACCAUCAGAAUAAAGCCGGAUACACGGCCCUCAUGCUGGCAGCGCUGGCCUCGGUGGAGCAUGAUGACGACAUGCAUGUUGUCAGAAGACUCUUCGGCAUGGGAAACGUCAAUGCCAAGGCGAGCCAGGCUGGCCAGACGGCUCUGAUGCUGGCGGUCAGCCACGGCAGGCAGGAGAUGGUCGAAGCUGUGCUGGCCUGUGGAGCUGAUGUGAACCUGCAGGACGAGGAGGGCUCCACAGCUCUGAUGUGCGCUUGUGAGCACGGGCGAGUGGAAACCGUACGGCUGCUCCUGGCUCAACCAGCUUGUGACAUCUCCAUCGUGGAUAACGACGGUAACAACGCUGUGGGUAUUGCACUGGAGGCAGGUCACAGCAACAUUGCAGUAUUGAUAUACGCUCACCUCAACUCUAAGGCACAGUCACCUGGAACUCCACCAACAGCCUCCAAGAGCUCUGGCAGCCUAAUGAAGAAGAAUUAGAGCCUCCUUCAGAUCCUAGGCUACUGGAUUUAGUCCUGAACUCAGAAACUACCCCCCCUAACCUCAUCACAUCCAAGAACUGGAGCCCAGUCCAGAAGCCGUAUCAUCCCC
Messenger RNA from Pelodiscus sinensis (Chinese soft-shelled turtle), 3537 nucleotides. Lineage: Eukaryota; Metazoa; Chordata; Testudines; Trionychidae. The record is from RefSeq and is a predicted model, not a curated record.